CCCGCCAGUCCCCCCCCCCAUCAUGGCGGCGGGUUGUUGACGCGUUGCCUAGCGACGGGCUCGAGUCGCCUGCCCCGGGGGGUGCCAGCCCCCCAACGGUCCCCAACGGUCCCCAACGGUCUCCAACCGUUCCCGAGCGCCCCCCGCCGCGGGUCUGUCCGUCGGCUCUCGGGAUGGUGGUGGAGAAAGCGGCCGCAAGCCCCCCGGUGCCCGUCGGCGAGCGGCGCCCUCAGAAGCAGGAGCCGCUGGGGCGCACGAAGAAAAUCCGGCAGCAGGUGACCGACGGCUUCACCGUCAAGGCCCUCAUGAAGAACAGCGUGGUAAGAGGUCCUCCACUUGCAGGAGCAUUUAAAGAGAGACCAACAAAGCCCACAGCAUUUCGCAAGUUUUAUGAGCGAGGAGACUUCCCAAUUGCCCUUGAGCAUGAUACGAAAGGAAACAAAAUAGCCUGGAAGGUAGAGAUUGAGAAGCUGGACUAUCAUUAUUAUCUGCCUUUGUUUUUUGAUGGGCUUUGUGAAAUGACAUUUCCAUGUGAGUUUUUUGCACGUCAAGGAAUCCAUGACAUGCUGGAACAUGGUGGAAACAAGAUUCUUCCUGUCAUUCCUCAGCUCAUUAUCCCGAUAAAAAAUGCACUGAGCCUUCGGAACCGACAGGUCCUCUGUGUCACGCUGAAAGUCCUCCAGCACCUGGUGGUGUCAGCUGACAUGGUGGGAGAGGCCUUGGUGCCCUAUUAUCGGCAAAUCCUCCCAGUCCUAAACAUCUUUAAGAAUAUGAAUGUUAAUUCAGGAGAUGGGAUAGACUACAGCCAGCAGAAGCGUGAAAAUAUCGGAGAUCUGAUUCAAGAGACACUGGAAGCCUUUGAACGCUGCGGUGGAGAAACUGCUUAUAUAAACAUUAAAUACAUGAUCCCUACUUACCAGUCGUGCAUAUUAAACUGAUCUGUAUCAAAUGGGAUGAUUCCAUUUGUGUUCUAAAAAAACUGUGUCUGACUCUGUGUGGCAUCUUGUUAGUCAUGCUUUUUUUCUCUACAGCUGCUAAAAUAGUGGCUUCUGGGGCAUUAGAGUGUUAGCACUAUUGUGAACAAGUCUUUCCAAUACAUAAAUAGUGCCUGUUCCUUUGAUUACAAUGGUGUACUGUGCUUGUUUGUUCCGUGAAAGAAUUGCUUCUUUAUAACAGAGCUGACUCGAGCAGGAAUCAGAGUUAAACCUUCAGUUGUAUAGACAAUAAAACUAUAAUUUUCAUACGCAAUUCAGCAAUUGCUGUUCUGUGUCCGCUUGCCCUGAGGGUGAUGUCAGAGGCUGUAACAAGAAGAGUUUAUGCUGACUGCUUAAUAGGUGUUUGUCAUGGAAGAGAAACACCAGUUCAGCAAUGUCUCUCUAGCAGCUGUGCCGAAUAAUGUGCACCGACAUACAAUAAAACUGUUGAAUGUAUAUACCAAUUAUAGUGGGAAAAUUUAUGUGGUCCAUUAUAAACCGCUGUCAGAAAAUUAAUUAAUGUCCCUUACACGCUCACGGUCUAAGCUUCCAGGUGUUUGCCUUGCUCUGGACCUUGGGUUCCUGUCAGUGAACAUCAGGCAUGACCACAGUUUUGAUGGGAAAAAAAAAAACAUGAUCAGACAGAACUCGAAUAAAUCAGACAGAAGACAGAGUGUACAUAAUAUGUCAGUUCCUAAAGUCCCUAUUAAUCUAGGUACAUAUAAUAUAUACGUGUAUUUUAAAGGGUGCUGGAUAUUUUCUGUAGCUGAACAGUUGCUGUCACAUUUCUGUUAUUACUAUAGUAUAUGUAAGUAUAAACAGUAUAACUAUGGUUACAGUAAUCCCCUAGAAUUCCUUCUCAGCUAGUUUCUCCCUGCAUACACACAACACAGAAUUGACAUGAUCGUAGCUUUAUGAUUGGCUUUAUUGCUUUGUAAGCAUUUCUGUGGAAUAAGCCUAGAAAAAAAUAAAGCAAGUUUUACAGUU
Molecule: messenger RNA, 1961 nt
Organism: Anas platyrhynchos (mallard)
Lineage: Eukaryota; Metazoa; Chordata; Aves; Anseriformes; Anatidae
Gene: PACRG
Product: parkin coregulated
Cellular component (GO): vesicle; cytosol; neuron projection
Molecular function (GO): Hsp90 protein binding; Hsp70 protein binding
Source: RefSeq, a predicted model, not a curated record